Messenger RNA from Penicillium olsonii, 729 nucleotides. The record is from the annotation of a GenBank genome assembly. NCBI's taxonomy places the organism in Eukaryota, Fungi, Ascomycota, Eurotiomycetes, Eurotiales, Aspergillaceae.
AUGAGGCUGCCCGUCGUUGAGUCGUUGUUGAACUCAAAUCCGAAAUCUGCUUAUGUCAAGGACGAUGAUGAGCGUCUUCCAAUCCAUUGGGCUGUAGCCUACAAUCACCUCCCAGUGGUUGAAUUACUAGUCGCCAGCAAGAAUUUCGAUCCGGAUGUCGAGGAUGGUUCGGGCUGGACACCCCUUAUGAUUGCAGCCAGUUUGAAAGAUGCCUCGGGCGACGCAAUCAUUGAGCUACUCAUUCGAAAGGGGGCCGACGUGUCUGCCAAAAGUAAUUCUGGACAGAAUGCUCUACACUUCGCAAGCUCAAAGAAUAACAUCUCCACUGUCCGGGCUCUGAUCGCCAACAAAUGCAGCGCCAGAGUGAAGGACAAGCGUGGCCAGCUACCUAUUCAUCGAGCAGCUGCAGUGGGAUCUGUCCCGAUCCUGAAGACCCUGUUGGAAGAAGGCAAGAGCCCUGUCAACGCAACUGACGCUGAUGGAUAUACGGCACUCCACCAGGCCAUUGCCGAAGGCCAUGGCCCUGCCGCAAUCUUGCUACUGAAAUCAGGAGCGGACCCACUGAAGAGGGAUAGUGAUGGCAAAUUGGCCAUUGAGCUAGUCCCGGAUGAUAAGGUAUGUUUUCAUUCUCGGGCCAAGAUGCCAGAACUGACAUUGUCUUUGUCCAAUCAAAAGGUCAAGCAGUUUAUUCUUCAGACGGCAGAGCGAGAGGGGAUAGAGCUCCCAUGA